Molecule: messenger RNA, 1802 nt
Organism: Schistosoma margrebowiei
Lineage: Eukaryota; Metazoa; Platyhelminthes; Trematoda; Strigeidida; Schistosomatidae
Source: the annotation of a GenBank genome assembly
GUGUCGUCUGUGGAGUGUUUUCAAAUGUUUGCGCUACACUCGUCGAAAUGUUGUUGGACAAUGACACAUUCCUCACAUUCCUUCACAAGCUUUUCAAUCAAUCAAAGUCUAGCGGAUCGCUGUAUAUUACAAUGAAAAGAUAUGAUGGACGAGUUAAACCUAUUCCCAAGCGGGUUCAAAAAGUAAAGGAUGUUCAUGUAACUAAUGAAAAUAGCUGUCUUCUUCGAGCUACACUUGGAAAUCAAAAAAUUAGUACUGUGUAGACCGAUUUUAUUGAAAUUUUCCGACAGCAUUUGUGCGAGUUGUAGGCGUAAGCCUCUGUAUUCGUCUAGUCCCACAUGGUGGCAGCACUAUUGUACCUAAAAAAAACUAGAUUGAUUUUAGCGGGUGUGUAACUUCACUGUAUCACUCAAGUUUCGGUCCGAACAAUUUAAUAACUAUCUCUUUAGAGUGAACGACUAUUAACUUGUAUAGCCGUACUUAGUUGCACGUAAGUAAUUCUUCUAAGUUGUCCCUCAUUUCAGAAUAUAUUGACUGCACUCGCAUACAAUAUUAUGUGAAGUACCUCACAGUAUUAAAAUUACUAACGUGGUUGUUCUGAUGUUCGGUGCACUACUAUUACUCAUCUCGGGAAACUCAAUGGUUGAUACAGACUUCAGGGUAUCAUAUAAAAGUGAAGCGCUUCAACUUGUAAAAGUCAUCCACCCUUUUUAGGAUGAAACUCGUGAUAUAAUUGAUCGUCUUGUUAAUACAACCUCGCUAUAGUUCCAGGAUUAUUAUUGUAGAAGUAUUCGUCCUGCUUUAGAUGGUGAAGUAGCUCGUGAGUUAUGAUAUGUUAUUCAGAUUCUAGAUAUCACUAAAUGCUGUCUUUCCAAAGUUUAUUGUUAUAACGAUCGUCUUAUUCAAGUGUCUUAUUGAAUAACCCAUUUAUUCAUGUACUUAAGCCUCACUUCAAGAGUACUGGUCAUUUAAUUUUCUAGGAUCCCUGAAUUUUGCUGCUUUUUCCCUUUAUUUGUCUUCCGUAAUCGGCGAGACUCUAAUUUAAGGACGACCUUUGAACGAAUCUUAAAUGACCUUGACAAUUAUUAGCCAAUCAGGAGACAGUAACUAUAAAGUGAAAAUAUAUUGUAAGUAAUGAAUUACAAUGGAUAUUCUUCUUUUACUUGAUUUAAAAACUUGCUAAGGUUUCAUAAAGGUUCAGAGGUUCUGAAUUAGUAAUGCAUAUGGUAAAGAAACUCGUCCAUACGAUUAGGGUUUAGGUUAGGGUCGUAGCAUCUCAAUAAAUACCUCUUCUAUAAAAUCCGAUGUAAACCGAUCGCAUGUUAGCACCCUAACCUAACCUUAACCCUAAACCCCAACCUAACCCUAAUAUUAAACCUAACGCUAACCUUAACCCUAAUAUUAAACCUAACCCUAGCCUCUACCCUAACCCUAUGGACGAGUUUCUAUACCAUGUGCAUUAUGAAUUCAGAACUUAUGAGCCUUUAUCAAACCUUAACAAGUUUUUAAAUCAGGUAAAAGAAGAAUAUCUACUGUAAUUCAUUACUUUCUUGUAAUAUAUUUUUACUUUAUUUUGUCUUCUAAUUGGCUAAUAAUUGAAGUUGCUCAAACGCUUUUGAUUGACUCGUCCCUGAAUUAGAGUCUCGCCGUCCCAUCUGUUGUAACCUCUCAUUAAUCACCUACUCUCUAAAAUCCGCUGUGAACCGAUCGUAUGUUAGCAUCGCGUGCUGAACUUGGCCCGUGACCUUGAAAUCGCUCAAACGCUUCUGAUUGGCUCGCCCCUAAAUUAGGGUCUGACCCCG